UAACACCAAAAAAAAGAAACACAACAACCAGAGAAGCUGCUGCCAUGGCAACAUCAUCAUCAUGUUUCAGUCUUGUACCUUUGAUUGAAACCCAUGUUCUCAAAAAGACAUUCACGUCAUCCGGUCUCUGUUCCAAGACUCUUGGCAUUGAUUCAGACACAACUUUUCGUUACUGGUCACCAGCAGAAGAAUCAUCAUCAAGAACGCUGCCUGCAUUGAUCUUAUUACAUGGUUUUGGUCCAAACCCACUUUGGCAAUGGAGUAAUCAAGUGAAACAUUUGUCCAAGUAUUUUGCGAUUUACGUACCAGACUUGAUAUUCUUCGGUGAGUCGACUACGAAUUCGAUGGAACGUUCGGAGGUUUUUCAAGCGGUUUCGGUUGCGAAAUUGCUAGAGAUGUUGGGUGUUGUGAAGUAUUCGGUUAUGGGUACGAGUUACGGUGGUUUUGUUGCUUAUCAUAUGGCUAGGUUGUGGCCGGAGAGAGUUGAGAAAGUUGUUAUCGCCAGUUCCGGUGUUAAUAUGACAUGGCAAGAUAAUGUGGAGUUGCUGAAGAGAGGGAAAGUUGAGAAGAUUGAUGAUUUGUUGAUUCCGUCUUCGCCUGAUCAGUUGCGAAAUUGUAUUCGGAUGUGUCAGUAUAAGAGGUUUCCGAUUUAUGUACCUGAUUUUGUGCUCAGCGACUUCAUCAAUAGCUUGUUUGGGGAAAACAGGAAGGAAAAACUAGAACUACUUGAAGGAGUCACACUUGGACGGGAGGAUGUCAUAUCUAUUUCCCGUCUUCCACACGAGGUGUUAAUAGUUUGGGGAGAGCAUGACCAGAUAUUUCCAUUGCACAGGGGUUACGAGCUUAAAGAGCUUAUCGGAGAUAAUGUCAGUAUGGAAGUUAUGCCGAAAACAUCACAUACACCUCAAGCCGAAAACCCGAAGCUGUUCAACAGCAUUGUGGAGAAGUUCUUGCGUGGGGUGUCUUCUUCUUAACUCAAUCGAAAAAUGAAAUUGAAGGGAGAGCUUAUCAAU
Messenger RNA from Papaver somniferum (opium poppy), 1013 nucleotides. RefSeq names its product putative 2-succinyl-6-hydroxy-2,4-cyclohexadiene-1-carboxylate synthase. NCBI's taxonomy places the organism in Eukaryota, Viridiplantae, Streptophyta, Magnoliopsida, Ranunculales, Papaveraceae. The transcript has 4 exons. The record is from RefSeq and is a predicted model, not a curated record. Bases 45 to 974 code for a protein of 309 amino acids.